This is a messenger RNA of Alosa alosa (allis shad), 5850 nucleotides long. RefSeq names its product pre-B-cell leukemia transcription factor 4 (gene pbx4). The coding region runs from base 384 to 1802 and encodes 472 amino acids. Lineage: Eukaryota; Metazoa; Chordata; Actinopteri; Clupeiformes; Clupeidae. The record is from RefSeq and is a predicted model, not a curated record. Gene Ontology annotation, molecular function: RNA polymerase II cis-regulatory region sequence-specific DNA binding; DNA-binding transcription factor activity, RNA polymerase II-specific. The transcript is spliced from 11 exons. Gene Ontology annotation, cellular component: nucleus. Gene Ontology annotation, biological process: regulation of transcription by RNA polymerase II; neuron development; brain development.
GUGUGUGUGUGUGUUCCAAGGAGUGGGGAAAAGGAGACAACCACUAGCUAAAGAAAGCAAGGAGAAAGAGAGGCAAGUCAACCAUAGUAAGAUAGAAAAAAGCCAACUAGCCGUGGCCGGUUGAAGGGCAUGGCGAGUAGAGUUUUUAAGCUUUGUCGAGUUGGUCGUGUUUUCGUAUUGUUUUUAUAAUUAGCCACAUACCUGGUUAAAUCCAGUUAAAACGCGAGGAGCAGCCUGCGACUGGCUCUGGUCCCUGUAAAGGACCCGUUGAACAGCUAGCUGGCUACAUGAUAUUUUGUUGUCGCUAGCUUAGCUUACAGGCUCCGAGGUAGCUCCAUUGCAAGAAGAAAUUGUUAAAAGUAAGUGGCAUCUGCAUUGAGAAAAUGAACUAUGCUGCAAGAGACUUCUGUGGAAGUAUGGAUGAUCAGACCCGGAUGCUGGCGGGUCUGGGAGCACUCGGCGGAUUAACACCAGCCGACGUUGGCGACCCUGACUCGGUUCGGAAGCAACAAUCCCUCGGUCAGCCUCAGCAGGACAUAGGGGAUAUUCUUCAACAAAUAAUGGCCAUCACAGACGAGAGCCUGGAUGAAGCUCAGGCAAGAUGCUGGCCAGAGGAGGCUUCGGCGCAGUGGGGCGGAACUGACGACCCCACUGAGGGAGGUGGAGCUGGGAGGGGCACGGCGGGGGGUGCCCUGCCGCUCAACUUCCAGCACAGGAAACAUGCUCUGAACUGCCACAGGAUGAAGCCGGCCCUCUUCAGUGUCCUGUGCGAGAUCAAAGAGAAGACUGUUCUCAGUAUCCGCGGCGUGCAGGAGGAGGACCCCCCGGAUCCCCAGAUCAUGCGUCUGGACAACAUGCUGCUGGCCGAGGGCGUGUCGGGCCCGGAGAAGGGUGGCGGGUCGGCGGCCGCGGCCGCCGCUGCAGCUGCGGCAGGAGGAUCCCCUAAUGAUGGCAGCAUCGAGCACUCGGACUACAGAGCCAAGCUGGCCCAGAUCCGCCAGAUCUACCACUCCGAGCUGGAGAAGUAUGAACAGGCAUGCAGCGAGUUCACCAACCACGUGAUGAACCUGCUGCGGGAGCAGUCCCGCACGCGGCCCAUCUCCCCCAAAGAGAUUGAGCGCAUGGUGAGCAUCAUCCACCGCAAGUUCAGCUCCAUCCAGAUGCAGCUCAAGCAGAGCACCUGUGAGGCCGUCAUGAUCCUGCGCUCACGCUUCCUGGACGCCAGACGUAAGAGGCGCAACUUCAACAAACAGGCAACGGAGGUGCUGAACGAGUACUUCUACUCACACCUGUCCAACCCUUACCCCAGCGAGGAAGCCAAGGAGGAGCUGGCCAAGAAGUGCGGGAUCACUGUCUCUCAGGUCUCUAAUUGGUUUGGCAACAAGAGAAUUCGGUACAAGAAGAACAUUGGUAAGUUCCAGGAGGAAGCGAACCUGUACGCGGUAAAAACGGCAGUGGACGCUGCCAAUGUGUCAGCGCAAGCUAGCCAGGCUAACUCUCCGGCGACGCCCAACUCAGGAUCGUCGGGCUCGUACAGCCUCUCUCACGCAGGAGACGCCUACCUCGGCCUGCGCUCACUCAACGGGGAGGGCCUUGCCGUCACCCCCUCUCUCCAGCAGCAGGUGGAUACCCUGCACCGUGCUACACACCUGACGGCCGGCUAUGAGGAGCUGUCAGGAAGUGGCCUUUUUACCCCACACAGCCUGGACGCUAACAACAGCUGGCAGGACACCACCAACCCCUCCUCCAUCACCUCUCCACCUGGGGCCCCUGGCAGCAUCCAUUCAGACACCUCCAAUUAAGACACAUGCUUUUCUUCCACACUCUCACACAGACACCCGCUGACACGUGCACCUGACUUCCCCUGUUAUUUCUCAACCCUUUCCACUCUCCUGGUGGUUUCUUCCACUCUGCCCCCAAACCACUGCCAUCUGCCCUGCUCCAACCCCCACUCCACCUCCUAUGCCCUCACCUCACCUCAACCCCCCAACCUCAAGAUUGACACUACACUACCCAUAAGCCAUCUGGACCAUCCCACCGGGCCGGGCAUGAUGGGGAAAAGCACACAAACACUCAACGCUCGCUCCAGAGGAACACAGCAGAGCAACAAAGCGCAAAAGGACAGGACUGCCUUCAUCACAGAGGGCACAACUCACACUGCUGGACCACAACAACACUCCUCCACAUACAGUGGAGAGAGAGAGAGAGAGAGAGAGAGAGAGAGAACAUACAGAGAGGCCUCUAGUUGUGAGCCAGAAAGCCACGUGCAACGCAAUGCAGCGUGGCGUAAAGUGAUGGUCGGGUCUCCCACCCACGACCACAGUGGGGUCCACUGGCCUGAGAUUAUCUGACUCACUCAUCAUCCAUGCACACACACACACACUCACUCACUCACUCUUACACACACACACACACAUAUACACACAUACACACCACACACACACAUUCAAACAAGGCAUCACCCUUUGUGGACUUCUUCUUCGUGGACUUCUGCAUUAGUUUGUGAGGGUGAAACCAGCAGGCGGCUGAGUCAGAGAUGCCCUUCAGCCUCGGGGAGGAGUCGGAAGCUCCCUCCAAUCACAGUGGACACCUCGCUCCCCUGGGUCCCACAGACACCACCAUAAUAACCGCCACGCUUGUACCAAAGUGCUGUCCAACAGUGGUCACCUCCUUCUGUUUUUCCUCACAGACCAACAACCACAGACACCCUCGAACUGACCACCCACGCAAGUUCUCCCGACAUCCUGUUCUGCUUGUUGCAAGUCAGUUCCUUUUUAACAGAGUUUCAAAAGAGAAAAAAAGAGAAAAGCUCAACGUAGCACUGUUAUUAUGUAAGUGAAGAGAACCUUUUAGUAUUGUAAUAAGGUUGUUUAAAGUACUUUUAUCAAACCUCUCGAUGCUUGUAAAUGGACACACAUACACACACACACACACACACACACAUGCACACACACACACACAUGACGUUUACAACAGCUGACAAUGAAAAUGUGUUAAGCACAAGUAUUUUUUCCAGCUAUUGGACCUCUUCCAUAGGACACACAGGUCAGGGCAUAGGAUGCUUUUGCUCAAAAAGAAAACAUAAGGGAGUGCUGGUGGUUGCAGCAGAACGUGUGUCAGACGUGGCGCUCACAGGCCGAAAAGACAGGAAAGUACUGUGCAGGAGGUUGGGAGAGGAGAAUGUAUAGGCUUUCUAUGGAAAUGUAUUUCUCUCAUUUUCACACUCACACACACACAAAUACAAACACAUGCGCGCACACACACACACACAUACACACUCUGCAGCCACCGUGGUCACUUCUGUUCAGUACUGUUUUGUAAUUCUUGGAUUUUUUUAUUUUGUUUUCAAAAAUAAAUGUAGUGUAAUGUUUUUUUGUUUUUUUGUUGUUUUCAUAAUAAUGCCCCAGCUACCAAAUACAAAAAAAGAACUACAUUGUAGAGUUGAGAAAAUCUUAAGGGUAGGGGAGACGUACGUGGGAGAUUUGAAUAGGGAAUGGGUUAAGACCAGAAGAAUGCAAUGUGUAAUUGUCUUCCAUGCAUGUAAACGUCUGUGUUUUUUGUGGUGUUCAUCGGACCUACUCAUCUCCAUUAGUUCACCGUUAACUUAGCUUUUUUUUUUCUUCUUUUCUUAAAAAAAAAAAACACUUCUGGAGAAGAGGUUGUAACACAUUUUUGAGAGGGUACUAAUGACAGACCAAAAAGGAAAAAAAAAAAAACUCAUCAUGCACACACACUGUACUGACUCUUAAGUCCUGCUGGCUGGUGUUUUCUGUUCCUGUUAUUUCAUCGAAUGGUUUCUGUUUAGGGUUCCCAAACAGGUAGCUGCAUCUGACCCCCCACCCCACCCCCCUUCCCAACAUGCAGGAGGCCACAGAUGACCGAUAAGCAGUCGUUACCUGUAUUGUUCCAAACCAAAAAUGUUUUCAGAUAUGUAAAUUAUGAUGACAAAACUGUGGUGCGUCUGUCAGUCAGAGAUACAGCUGGGGAGGCGAGGAGGUUUGUCAGUUUUGCAUCAGUGUAUGUGUUUGUUUGACUGUGUGUGUGUGUGUACGUACACGGUUGUGUGUGUGUGUGUACACAGUUGUGCGUGUGUGUGCGUGUGUGUGUCUGAUCUUACCUUACGUUGCUCUUGGUGUAAAGGUGGGUGGGAUGUUUUUUUUGUUGUGGGUGGUCUGGGAAAUAGAGGUGUAGGAAAGGUCGUUUGAUCACUCACCCCUGUGCUUUGAGUCGAUUGUAUCGUGUGUGCAAUGACAGCAUCCAUUCCACGAGAAGGCUCGCUGUCACUCUAGUCCUAACAGCUGACCCCAUGGCGGGAACUCCACUCUUUGUCUGUUAUCUAGGCCACUCAAACAAGGGCUUUUUCUCUCCUUUGAAUAUGAACCAAAAAAGAGCAGUACUGGGUGCGUGAUGAUUCAAGACUAGAGCCUAUACAGAAACACAAAUUCCACAUUUUUAUUUUCUCUUAACUUUUUUUUUUUUUGUUAACUUGUUAAGAAAAGUCAUAGUAGAACCAGAGUGUUUUGAUAUAUGAAUGACAAAUUCUACAAAUGACGCAAAGGACACUGAAAUGUAAAUUAGAGUUUUGUUCAUGGAUGACCAAACUCUGACAAGCUUUUCAAGGUAUUAGCCAGAUUUUGAUGUCCUCUGUUCCUUACUGUUACUUAAAAGCGUUUCAUAUGGCUGUCUUUUACAAGUCUUGCUGUUACUACACCAAAAUUAUCAUUUUCUUUUGUUUUCUACCAGUCGUCUGUGGGUGUCACUGUACAGAUUGUGGAAUGUUUCAACAUAUAUCUUUUUAUAUAAAGAUUCUGUUCUUUUCUUUUUUUGAGUUGCCUGGUUUGUUUUUGCCUUUACUCUGCAUAUGUGGUAGAGCAACAAUCUUUUAUUCUUUUUAAAAAAAAAAAAAAUAUUUUAACAGCUUAGAAUUUAAGUUUGACUGUGGAUUUUGGAGUGAUUAUGUUGCUUAUUUAGUGUGUUUUUUUGUGGAAAACUGAGUUUGCGUUUGGUGCAGUGAGAAACACUUCCUACACACAUAGAUUAGGCUCUUUUUUUUAAAUAAAACUACCACAAAUGUGCACUGUAGCAAUACUUUCUCCACAAGCAGAAAUCCAAAACUGCACUCAUUCACCGUAGAAUGUAGCUGAUGAAUUAACUUGUACAGGUCAGACAGAGUGUAGCUUUCAUUUUUGAAUUCUGACUUGUAACCUUUCUCUAAAUUGGACACUGAGGUUUGAUCAGUCACGUUUUAACAUCGUGAAUUUUCUUUUUUUGUCUUAAGUGUUGUGCUUCUUCAUAGUUUGGGGUCUAGCUUAAGUGGAUACAGUGUUCUUCUUUUAAAACUGAUGCCUGUUCCACAGUCACUGAGCUUGUGUUCACUGACAUCCUGCUACUCCUCACCUUAAAAAGCAUCUCAGUCUCUGCACUGUUCAAGUGGCUUCCCCUGCACCAAAUCAGAACUGCAUUGAUAGCGUUUUUAUACACUUUGUUUUAUUAGACUCUUAGUGUCUCCCUUCUUUCAUUCUUCUUUCUUCACCCCAUUCUUUUUCUUCUCUACCUCUCUCUCUCCAUUUUCUCUUGUAUAUAAAUCCCUCUGUUUUCAGACUGGUCAGUCUGUAAAAUCCUUUUAUACCUCAACUUUAGAACUGUUCUAGUAAGAGAAAAAUAUGAGAAAAUUGUAGUGUUCCUUAUUAGAAAUACAAAAAACUAAUAAAAUAAUCUAGUGUGCUUUUUAUCAUUUUGGGGUGUUUAUUUUGGGGAUGUUUAUUUGCUUGUUUUAAUGGGAACAAUGACCUUUAGUCACUACAACUAUGCUAUUGUGACUUACAAAAAAAAUAAAAAAUGUAUAAAGAA